This is a messenger RNA of Talaromyces proteolyticus, 1537 nucleotides long. RefSeq names its product putative 1-aminocyclopropane-1-carboxylate oxidase. The coding region runs from base 56 to 1147 and encodes 363 amino acids. The record is from RefSeq and is a predicted model, not a curated record. Gene Ontology annotation, molecular function: dioxygenase activity. The transcript is spliced from 5 exons. Lineage: Eukaryota; Fungi; Ascomycota; Eurotiomycetes; Eurotiales; Trichocomaceae.
AAAAAGUUGGGUCAGGAUCACUACUCUAGAGGCGAUUACGUGUGCGGACUAAGUCAUGACUGCAACGACCACAACGACUACGCUGAGGAGCUACAUAGCUCCGCCGCAGACAAAGGAAAAAUUGGACUGGGCAGAACUCGAGGCACUCGACAUCUCUUUGCUGGACCAGCCAGGUGGGAAACAAGCAUUGGCAAACCAAGUUCUGAGCUUUAUCAAUAAAAAUGGCUUUUUCUACGUAACUGGGCACGGGCUCACCAACCAUCAAGUGGAUCGACAAUACUCCAUUGCACAGGCAUUCUUUGACCUACCACUAGAAGAAAAAUUGCAAUAUUCCUGUGACACGGCGGUUGGUGAUUUUCGCGGCUAUAAGCCUCGGUCAACAGGUGAACUGGCUGCCAGAGAUAAUGACGAGCGAUACAAUAUUCCAAAAUUCACACUGGAGCAUGAACGUCCUCACCCCGAACUGAUUCUCCAACACUAUGAAGAGAUUAAGGACUUCUCUUUGCACAUUCAUAAUAAAAUCCUUCUACCUCUCCUUCGUCUAUUCGCCUAUGUACUCGAAAUCGAUGAAGAAUAUCUUGUGCAAAUCCAUCGAUACGAGGCAAAGGGCCUUGAAUAUCUCCGAUAUAUGCAAUACUACCCGCGCACGGUAGAAGAAGACGCGAAACUAGGAAAUCUAUGGGCCAAAGGCCACACAGAUUAUAACACGCUCACAUUCCUCUUCCAUCAGCCAGUUGCCGGUCUGCAAGUUCAACAACCCGACAAUACGUGGAAAUAUGUCAAAUCAGAACCUGGACCCAUCAUCGUUAAUAUCGCAGACGCCUUGGAGUAUCUCAGCGGAGGUUUCCUAAAGUCCACAGUUCAUCGCGUUACCCGUCCACCGCCAGAUCAAGCUGAUAAGCCUAGGCUUGGUCUGAUUUAUUUUGCUAGGCCAGAAGCCGAAGUCAAGAUGAAGCCAGUACAGAGUCCGCUCUUAGAGAGAUUAGGAUUGCAAGUACCAGCUGCUCAAUUGAAGGCCUUGGAAGAGGUAACUGCGGAAGAUUGGGCUCGCGCUCGCAUCGCCAAGGAUCAUAGAUUUCGUACUGGAAUAGUCAAAAAACAAGAGACUGAGAUUCUUGCAGGCGUACAUCAAAAAUAUUACGAUUAAUAAUUUAGACCAUUGUUAAAUAUCACUUCUGUAGGACCAACUCGUCGUUUUACUGACCUUCACUAGCCCAGGCCACGAGGGGACUACCGAAUCUGCCAAUAACUUUUUGAUUAGUUCUAACCUGCUGAGACUCUACUCACAGUGGAGCUUUGUGGUUUCACGCUCUAAUGUGUGAAUUUUUCACAAGCUUCAAAUUGAUCCGUUUUCAAUUCACGCGAAGUUAACGUGAAUAUCAUUGUUGAAUAAAUUGAGCAACGUGUUCGCUUAGCGCCGAAGUCUAAACAUGGUUGAGUUGCAAAUAAUGCAGCAGCCUACUAAGGAAUUUUCUUUUAAGAAUAAUGCGCUUCCAAAAUAACGCGAAAAAACCUAAAUAACUUCGGCCCACACAUA